This is a messenger RNA of Orussus abietinus, 5233 nucleotides long. RefSeq names its product lysine-specific demethylase 7A. Gene Ontology annotation, molecular function: transcription coregulator activity; histone demethylase activity. The transcript is spliced from 12 exons. Lineage: Eukaryota; Metazoa; Arthropoda; Insecta; Hymenoptera; Orussidae. The record is from RefSeq and is a predicted model, not a curated record. Bases 34 to 2787 code for a protein of 917 amino acids. Gene Ontology annotation, biological process: protein demethylation; regulation of transcription by RNA polymerase II.
GCCAAUGCGUUCCUCAGUGUCCACUGGAAAAAAAUGGAGUUACCAAUUACGUAUUGUUUGUGCGGUCAUUCAUACGAUACUGAACAAUUUAUGAUACAAUGUGACAUAUGUAAAGAGUGGUAUCAUGGGGGAUGCGUGGCAGUGAAGGAGUAUAUGUCGAUAGACCUUGAUAAAUAUCAUUGUCCACGUUGUGAGACCGCAUGCGGCCCAUCUCUCAUGAAGGCCAGGAUGAAUUGGCAUCGACACGAUUACUCUGAAAUCGAUGCGGACAGAAAAGCUGUGCAGACAGGAACUCCAGUGUUUAUAAGAGAAUUAAAAUCUCGGCAUUUUCCUAAAGCAGAUGAAGUCGUUAAACAAGUUAGAGGUCAACAACUAACCUUACAAUAUCUACAAACCCAUGGGUUUGAAACUCCAAUCAUUAUCAAUGGCAGGGAUGGACUUGACAUGACUGUACCACCUUCAAAUUUUAGUGUUUACGAUGUGGAAAGCUACAUUGGUGGAGAUCGAGAAAUGGAUGUAAUCGAUGUCACACGACAGAGUAAUAUACGAAUGAGACUUAGAGAUUUUGUUGAGUAUUACAACGAUCCUUCCAGAACGAGGGUUCUAAAUGUCAUAAGUCUUGAAUUUACUAAUACUGGUCUUUCACCAAUGGUCGAAGCGCCUUAUAUCGCGCGCAAACUUGAUUGGGUAAAUUCGGUCUGGCCACGUGAAUGGCCUGAGGAUAGUGAAUUGAAACGGCCUGAAGUGCAAAAGUACUGCCUAAUGGGUGUCAAAGAUAGUUUCACAGACUUUCAUGUUGAUUUUGGCGGAACAUCUGUGUGGUAUCAUGUAUUACGCGGAGAGAAAGUGUUUUAUCUUAUUAAGCCAUCGCCGGCCAAUUUGCAAUUGUAUCAACACUGGAUGUGCAGUUCGACCCAGAGUGAAACUUUCUUUGGAGACCAGGCUGACGCAUGCUACAAAUGCGUCAUUAAACAGGGCCAAACUAUGAUGAUACCGACAGGAUGGAUCCAUGCUGUCCUAACACCCAUCGACUCACUGGUCUUCGGUGGUAACUUUGUACACAGUCUUAACAUUCCUAUGCAAAUACAGGUGUACGAACUGGAGAGAAAAAUGAAGACUCCUGCCAAAUUUCAAUAUCCUGGCUUUGAAACAAUUAAUUGGUUUGCUGCAAAGAAAUUACUCAAAGAACUCAAGGAAUUAAACAAUGAGGAGAAAAAAUGUCCUUCCUAUUUUCUCCAAGGAGUUAAAGCACUACUCAGUAUUUUAAAGCAAUGGAAUACGGAUAAAGAUUACAAUAUGAUAAGUCGCAGUCAAAUACCAAACACCAUUAACAGCCAGAAGUUACUGAAGGAUUUUAGCAAGGAGAUUCGACAUGCAGAGAGAUACUUAAUAUCUCUAAAUCCACCAAAACCUGAACGAGAAAGUAAACGAAAAAAAAAGAAACCCGUAAACAAAGAUUUCGUGGACUAUGAUGUUGCCGAUAAAAUGCCAGAUAAUCCAUUCAAAGCAACAUUAAAUGAACCUAUAAAACAGGAACUCUUUACGACACCUAGUGAUCCUUUAUCUGUAAACACGAACCGUCCUCCAUUGAAAUUAACAUUGCCAAAACCAGUCAUGUAUCCUUAUGUCAGAACGUGUGCUCUUCCGAAAGAAACGGCCGUUGAAAACAAACGUGUGUCAAAACCUGGAAAGCAAAGUCCUACCGUUAUUAGAUUCAAACUUGGAGACAACGAAGUGGUUAGAAGUACGAAUGAUAAUAUAAACAAUUGUAGUAACUUUUCUAUCGAUCACAGUGUUGAAACGCCAAAAGAAUUUACGUGGAAACAAACCUCAAUUUAUGAUUUCCAUGAUGGAAGUAACGAGAGUGAUUAUGGAGGUUUCACUAUAGACGAGUCUCCGAAAAGAAAGAAAACUUCUAAAUCACCUGCGCAGAAGAAAUUCAAAAAAGACUUUAAAGGUGACAUCGAUGUUUUGAGCGACGUACCUAAAAAUGGCAUCGAAGAAUUAUUGAAAGCAUCAGCUUACACAUUGGGUACUGCGGCACAACGUCUAGAAAUUCCGCCUCCAACGGUGGUGCCACCUUUCACCCAACCAGUUCCUCCACCUACAGGUAGUUAUAAAUUGAAAACGGCCAGUUCUGGCAGGGACUCACCGUCGACAAGAGAGGCAAUUGCUGGGAUGCUGUCCUUCAGUGAACAAUGCUACUCAACAACAUCGGACAGUCCAACGAAGUCUGCUAAAUCUGUCAAGUCAGAUUCGGAAGACGAAGACGAUCAGCUGAUAGAAAACAUUGACAAGGUUCAUCAGGAUGACGAUUUUAUAUAUCCAGCUUUGGAUGCAUCGGAUGAGGAGGAGUAUAUAUUUAAGCCUCGAGGAAAAAGACGCGUCGACGAAGCUUGGAAUCCUAAGGCCAGGGUAGGACCUCUUCUUCCAAAAACAAACAGACCCGCUCGUGAAGGGACGAAAAAGACUUCGGUUGAAAAGGGACUCGAAGCGGCUGCAGCUAAACGAGCUAAGCAACCUUGUUCAGCGAAGAGGACGUACAACAAACGCAAGCAGAAGAAUCCACCAUUGGCAUCUCCUGUUGCUACGGCAGCUGUACCAGUUGAUAACAUUGUUAAAAGCACGGGCGGAUACGGAUCGAUCCUAACAAGUCCAAAUAGGCUAAAGGAUGUUAAAGCAAAACUUGCUGCACCUGUUCCAGUCGAACGCAAACCGAAAAAAGGUAUGAAAACGGCGAAGCAGCGGUUGGGAAAGAUCUUGAAACUUCACAAAAUGAUGCAUUAAUCAUUUUAACGGGGUAAGGAGGAAAGAACAAAUUAAGAAAGGAUACAUCACUCGAAUCUGUAUAAAGAACAGUAUGUAAUAGGUGUACAUUACAGUGUAAAUAUACCGUAUUACCGACUAAUUCGUUCGCGGAGAGCUGCCCGAGUGGAUAAGUAAUUUCUAAGGUGUAGAGAAAGUCUUUUUUUUAUAAAAUAAUUUCUAUUUAUUACUCGUGUCAUAUACGUUUGCCAAUGGCACGACGUGUGGCAAUCAAACAGCUCAGUAUUCCGAUUGACUGACGGUACAGGGAGUUUUGCGUGAAACACGCACCUGUCGCAAUUAAAUUUUAUAAAAAAGCACACGUUACUGUAACCUAGCAAUUUUCAAGUUCCAGCUGCUUUUUUUUUUUAACUAUACUACGAAUUAUAGUUGCAUCUCCUGGGUCGGAUGUAGUAUCGAUCGAAAGGAGUAUAAGGCCUUUCCACUUAAUUUAUAAUCCUCACAAUCGUUGCAUGGUUCCAUGGUGUCUUGAGAAUCAGGGAAACUUUAAAAAAUAGAGGAAAUGCAAAUUUAUGCAUAUAAUGCACAGCUAAGCUGAGAUGAUAAUGUUACUUGAAAUAAGCCAGUUGUCUUUAUCGUAUAAGAAUUUUAACGAUAUAUUAAGGCCGUGUGAAAUGUGUUACAUCACCCUAAAACCUUGAUUUUUAAAUACUGUAUUACAGUCGCUCGAAGAGUAAGAUAUAUAUAUAUAUAUUUGCUGGGUUAAUAAUUGCAACGCUGACGACUCGUCCUUCCUUAACCCUGGACACUUUGUUUUGGAUGCUUUACUUAUUACGUAGCGAUACUAUUAAUACGGUGGUAUAAUCACGCAAAAAUUUUCCUGGCUAUUUCACACUGCCCUAAUUGAAUAAACUAAUAGAAGAUAGGCUGACAGAGGAGAUUGAUUAGCUGUCGUGUCAAAAGAUGUUAUCCCCGGUUUCACUGGACACUAUGGGUUUGGUUAAAAGCGUAAUAAAUUAAAGGGCGGUUCUCUGGUGAUGGAAUCUCACGAAUAAUUAUUUAUCGCUUUCAAAUAUACUUCAAGGAGUGCGUAUCAGGAAACUCAGUUUUCAAGUUAAAAGUCAGAAAAAAUGUAUUCGGUAUAAGCAGUUGACUUUGUUUUCGAUGAUGGCACAUUUACUGGUUAAAUUUGAUCCACUUACUCUCACUAUAUAACAUACGCAGCACUUAAGUUUAAUUUUACAAUCGAAGAUGUUAUCAUUUUAUUGCAAACACACUAUAAAAAAAAAAGAAUUAGUAAUUCUCUGCUAGUUCCAUUUCUAAGAAAGGUUUAAUUUUAUUUACGACUACUUAAUGCUUUAGCUAUAUUACGUGUAACUGAUAAUUGCUAACUUGUAAACUCAACAGUUUGUUGAAACGAACUCCAAGAAUGCCAUGCUGUAGUGAAACGUAAGAAAUCUGUUAAGUUGUCCGUAGGCUGUAGAGAGGCUGUAGAAAUUAUACCUUUAUUUUCGAGACUUUAAAUCCGAAUAUAUGGGUUUUUGUAAUUAGUCUCUUUUCAUUCUUUAAUUAAAUUGUACAUAACUUAUCUGGUGUAAAUCAUAGUCGUAGGCAUGUUUUGUGCGUUUCACUCACGUUACUGGAGGCACUAAUAUAUUUUAGGAAAUUUAGACGUGGAUUGAAUCUUCUUCUUUUUUUUACUUUGAAAGUCCUAACUUAUUAAAAAUCGGUUUAUUACUCCAUUUACACGUUGCGCUUCUUACGCUUCGUACGAGUAAUUUACGCUAUUUAUAAUAGGUCAUGAAAGCUCCGAGUAGUCGAGAUAGUCUUAAUAUCAUUGUCAUCAACAGUACUGUGCAGUACAUGUACAUUAACGAGGAAUGCGUUGAGAAUGUGAGAUUUUAUAUUCGCGAUGUGACAUGGCGAAGAAAGCUUCUCCGCAUUCGUUCGAUACGUUGCAAUUUAUUUCGAGUAGAACUAUUGAAUAAUUUUACGCGUUUAAAUAUACAAAAAAAUAUAUAUAUAAUAAAUAUAAAUAUAAAUACACACACACAUACACACAGAAACUUAAUAUAAAGAAAAAGGUUGUGAAGCGCGUAUCGCUCUUACUAUUGCAGUUAUUAUUUUUUAAUAAUUAGAUCACGCGGGGCUCCGAGUAAAAUAUAGCCACGCCGACGUGAAUCUAUUAGUAGACACUCGAUAACUUUUGUCGACGUAUAAAUAGUUAACUUCGUUUUUUCGUGGAAACUUUUAAAAACUUUUCGAGCUCUUUUUUACAGAAUAUGGAUAUGCAUUUUUUCCUGACAACAGACUUCAUUUAUUCGUGCUGUUUUUACCACAUUGGCACUUUUCUUACAUACAACUUUACGCGAAUUUCCGUAAAUUAAGAAAAUUACAGAAUACAUUGAACAACGUUACACUGUACAUUUAACAAUUGUACGCAUAAACAACGAAAGAAUAUGUCGGA